ACUGUUUUCGGACAGACGUCGUCAGUCGAUCCCGGGCGAAGGGCACGACGACGUGCCUCGGAUUCAUUCACAACUUCAGUUUGUGUCAUGUUGUUGUUGUUGUUGUUGUUGUUGUUUUUUCAACUUGGGCCGGUGAACGACGAGCUUCACGGAGAUUCCACCGGGUAUCCACGGCAACGCUGACGUUAGGGUUCAAACAGGCGGGUGUAUCGCGGAGAGAAAUAAGGAAAGGAGAGAAGCUGGCAACUCACCGGAGAUUUGUUCACCAGAUUUCAACACACCGAUCUUUCUUUCUCUCUCUUUCUUUCUCUCUCUCUUUCUUUCUCUCUCUCUUUCUUUCUCUCUCUCUCUCUGCUCCCUUUUUUGCCCCAAUAACGGUUCUUCAUUUCAUCCUAGUCAUGGAUGUGGCAGAUUCCUGAGCAGGAAGGAUGACAUCGGAGGCUGCUGUCUCCUCACCUCCUGCCAUAAGCAGCCCUGCCAAGAGGGACUACUACUGGCUUCGCUCCUUUGUAGCUGGAGGUGUAGCAGGAUGCUGUGCCAAGAGCACCAUCGCUCCUCUGGACAGAGUCAAGAUUCUUCUUCAAGCCCAGAACCCGCAUUAUAAACAUCUAGGAGUGUUAUCCACUCUCAAAGCUGUGCCGCAGAAAGAAGGCUUCCUUGGCUUGUACAAGGGUAAUGGGGCAAUGAUGGUCAGGAUAUUUCCUUAUGGAGCCAUCCAGUUCAUGGCCUUUGACAAUUAUAAAAAGCUGCUAAGCAAACAAAUCGGUACCUCUGGACACAUCCACCGCCUUGUGGCAGGAUCUAUGGCAGGGAUGACUGCAGUGAUAUGCACGUACCCUCUGGAUGUGAUCCGAGCCAGACUGGCUUUCCAGGUGACAGGAGAUCACCGCUACACUGGAAUUGCCAAUGCCUUCCACACCAUCUACCUUAAGGAGGGGGGUGUCUUGGGCUUCUAUAGAGGACUUACUCCAACACUGAUUGGAAUGGCCCCUUAUGCAGGUUUCUCAUUCUUCACCUUUGGCACCCUGAAGAGCCUCGGCUUGAAGCAUUUCCCAGAGCUGCUGGGACGCCCCUCCUCAGACAACCCCGAUGUCCUCAUUCUGAAACCCCAGGUUAACUUGCUCUGUGGAGGGGUUGCUGGUGCCAUCGCUCAGACAAUAUCGUACCCCUUGGAUGUGGCUAGGAGAAGAAUGCAGUUGGGGUCCGUGCUUCCUGACUCGGAGAAAUGUGUAACGCUGAGCAAGACCCUGACGUAUGUGUAUAAGAAGUAUGGGAUCAAGAAGGGAUUGUACCGAGGCCUUUCUCUCAACUACAUCCGCUGUGUCCCCUCCCAGGCUGUGGCCUUUACCACCUACGAGUUCAUGAAGCAGUUCCUCCACCUGAACUAGUCGCUGUUUUUUUUUUUUUUUUACUUUCCAAGUCUGGACCUGGGCCUGCACGCUCCGAAUCAUCAACCUCAAUGCUUCCUUGGUAGAGUCAUCUGAGGCUUUAUCGCUACGUCUUAAACAAUUUGGAGUUCACUGAAGGUACCACAGAAGUCACUUUAUGCUGGAAAGGGAAACUGGAUAUCAGACAGUGAGACGCUCCAUGUCUGUCCUGUUUCAUUCCCUCGUGCUCUGUGUUUUCGUGACUAGCUACCUCUUAACGAGAGGAUUUACUGUAGACAUGUGAGCAACAUCUUCAUCAAUGUCUGCAUGGAUACUGCCAUGAUGUGCGAUAUUUGGUCUGGCUAGGUUAGUUGGAUGGGUUUGGGCAAUGAUAUGCUCUUUAACAGUGUUGUUGGCAACACUACAACAACUGAUUGUGUAGAAGCCCCCUAAUUAACACAGCAAACACAGAUGUCAACACGCUUCAGAUGGACACCAUCUUAAAAUGAUCAAAUUAUCAAUUUAUUUUUAAUCGGUGUCUUUACAAAGAAGGGAACUCGUGUUAUUAAUUUAUUUGAAUAGUGUAUCACCCAUCAUGGAAACUUAAAUUCUUUAUUGUUUAUCGUCUACUUUUUACCGACUUGGUGGUGAAAGGUUUGGCUCUUGUGGAAGAGAUGGCUGGAAUUUUAAAAUAAUCAGAUGAUUCAUAAUGUUUUGCUUAUUCAGGACUUAGUGUGUCUUUAAAUGUACACGUUUGGGGUGUAGUAACUUUAGGAAAAGCUGCUGUUAGUGUGUCUUUGCAUUUGUCCUCUACUCCACAAAUCAUACAACCCAGAUAUAACAGUUCACUGGCAGGUUUUUAUUUUUUAUUUUUAAAGAUGGAGUGACCGACAUGGCACAUGAUUUCAGUUUAAAUUUUAUUGCCAAACCUUGAAUAGAGCAGUUAUUGUUUAUAAUUUAAAUUGCUAUUUUUUAUGUUGGUUAACAUGCACUCAGAUGUUUAGUCUGUAGUUUUGAUGAUAUUAAAUCCAUGCUCAGCUGUGAUCAGAGAGAUAUUCUGAGUUGUUAAGAGUGUUUGAGAUGUCAGCAUUUUGAUGUAUUAUGGAUGUAAGUCUGACAUGUUUGGAGGGACUCAGGAGAAAUUUGCACUUCAUCACUGUAGCUUUUUAUUUUUAGUUAUUGAUUUAGCAACCUUUUGCCACUGGGUGGCAGCAUUGAAUAUAGAUUGUAUUGUUUACCAUCAGAGCUGGACACAACAUUCAUAGAAAUGUCUUAGACUUGUUGUCAAAUACAAGUCAGAUUAGGAUCUUCAUGAUUUCUUCUUAAUGUUUUGCUUUAACCAAAGCAAGUUGUCAGAUAGUGAGUAUAAUAUAUGCAGUGUUUUUAACCCAGUUCAGCCAACAUUUUCGACUAUUCACUGGAGCUACAGUAAGGCUGUUGCCCCAGAAAGGCUGAACAUUGAUUACUGAAUGAAAGUGUUGUUUAAUCACUUUCAAUCUCAAGUGCACCGCAGGCCAGCUGCUGCCAAUGUUUGCAUGAGCCUCAUCAGUUUGUUGGAUAAGCAUUAUUUAUUUUUUUUGCCUUCCACUUCAUUCGAUGUCUUACUUCACAGGAGUGAUUAAUGUUUUAGAGGAGUUUCUCCACACGCUACAGUUGAUGCCUCAGUUUUAGAUCACUGUAUAUGAAUUGGGGGCGAGCAGAUGCCUUAGAACAAUGGGUUUUUUUUAACCCUUUUGAGCUUGUGUCUACAUACGACCACUCAUCACAGUUUUUUUACCUCUAAUAUUCUCAGACUGGGACAUUUGGAGACCUAAAGAAGUAAAACUACCCAGUAUUCCACAAAACAGCAGAAAUUAGAGGGAAUUCCAAACAAUUUUUUAUGACAUUAAAUUGAUUUUUUUUAGGGACAGUCCGGUAAUUUUGUCCACUUGACCCACCAAAAAAUAUUUGUAAAGUCUAUGAUGUACCCUGGGACACCGAAUUACUAGGUGGAGUCACAUUUACCCAAUCCACCCCCAACCCUCGCUCUGAAACAGUCUGCUGUCAGCAGUGUGGACAGAGUAGAGUAUGAAAGAUUGUGGGCAUGUAAAUGAGAGUAGCUGUAGUAUGAAUACCUCUACCUCUACACUGUUAAUUCUGUUUGUGGCAAAUUUACACCUUCCCUGAUAUCAUCCAUUGCCUCUGCUACCUGCUGUAUUCUCACUAGUCUAAGCUCGCAGUUAACCGUCUGUCCGUCAGUGAAGGCGGAGACUGCAGUCAUUGCUUUCAGUUUAGGCCAGUAUAGAAGAUGCUUUGACCGAGAGUUACACAUGGACUUACUAUUUUAUGAAUACUAAGUGACCGUCAAUCUAAACAUUAAAGCAUCUCAAACUGGCUGAAAAGUGUUGUUUUUUUCCCUUGGAGGUACAAAACUGAAACUUAAUGGCGAGCCAAGGGCCAAAAGCAAAUCUUUUGUAUUGUAUUAUGCAAAAUGUCACUGGGAUCCCAAGUUCCCAUGACUGACUUCCUGCGCAAAAUAUGCAUGCUCAGAUAAUGUAAAAUAAUUACUAAUUACACAUUUACAGAGCAUUUUUACCCCCCCAAAAAAUAAAAAAGCAUAAACUUUUUUAUUGAUUUUACUGAUUUAUAUUAUAAUUUCUUUAAUUCAGACAGAGGGGGUGGGUGUGUCAGUAUCAGUGGUUGUACUGCCUGGGCGGUGACGGUAUGUCAGGAUUCAAAUGCAUUUAUUUUAAGUUUUGAAGGUGGCGUUGAGGUUCUCUUUAAUCAUAUUGUGGCCGCUGAGAUUAAUCAUGUGACCCGUUGGAGGGGUCCAGACCCCUUAGAUUGGGAACUACUGCUCUAGAAUAUUGAAAUAUACUGAGAAUUCACACUCAGACUACUGAACACUUUAAAACCUGUUUACUGCGGAGGAUGUGGGAUCUCAAUAGCCUUCGGUUACCUCUUGGCAGCACCUCAGUUCGAAGGAAGUUGUUGCUGAACAAAAGUCUAAAAAUCUCUGAACAUAAAGCUCUCCCAAGUGCGAGUAAAUAAGAAGCCAACUGUAUGUAACAAUAACUGAACACCAGUAUCCAACUGUGCCUACCUGCCUGGGCUUAAGAGUAUAAUCACACACUCGCACUGGUGGUAAGUGGUAGCUACCAUUUGGGAAACAGAAUAUAGUUUUCAGCGACUUUUUUUUUUCGCUGCUUUUUAUGGUGCCACUUAUUCAACUGAACUACUGCUGUGUUUAGAAGCUUUCAUUUAGUGAUCUUUCACUGUUAUUGCUGUUUUUCUUUUGGGUUUAGAAAACAGAUCAGUUCUGUUCCAGCUGCUCUCUGCAACAGAUAAUUAUGUAAAAUGAGAAAUAUUCCAAAAUUGUCCAUGCAAAUGUAUGUAAUGGUAUGCUGUGCUACUUUAUCAGUCUGGGGUAGAUGACUGAAAGAAGAUACACUGAUGUGAGAAUGACUCAACAAUGAAAAUGCCUUUUUUUUUCUUUGUUUGUCAGUUUAAUUUUCUGUUUAAUGUUCAGCUUUGCCUGCCUUGUUUUUUUUAGAAGCAGUGUCUGAAUUACAUUAUGUCACCUUCUUAAAACAGUA
Dicentrarchus labrax (European seabass) is the source of this 4942-nucleotide messenger RNA. RefSeq names its product solute carrier family 25 member 16 (gene slc25a16). Gene Ontology annotation, biological process: transmembrane transport. Lineage: Eukaryota; Metazoa; Chordata; Actinopteri; Moronidae. The record is from RefSeq and is a predicted model, not a curated record. The coding region runs from base 429 to 1388 and encodes 319 amino acids. Gene Ontology annotation, cellular component: mitochondrial inner membrane. The transcript is spliced from 10 exons.